AUGGAGCCCAUUAACAAGACAGGAGUCUCUGAGUUCUUCCUGAAAGGAUUUUCUGGCUACCCACUCCUGGAGCAUCUACUGUUUCCUCUGUGCUCAGGCAUGUACCUAGUGACCCUGCUGGGGAACACAGCCAUCGUGGUGGUAAGCAUGCUAGACACCCGCCUGCACACACCCAUGUACUUCUUCCUGGGCAAUCUCUCCAUCCUGGACAUCUGCUACACAUCCUCCUUUGUGCCCCUGAUGCUGGCCCACCUUCUGUCAUCCAGGAAGACCAUCUCCUUCACUGCCUGUGCCAUCCAGAUGUGUCUGAGCCUAGCCACAGGCUCCACAGAGUGCCUGCUGCUUGCCAUCAUGGCCUACGACCGCUACCUGGCCAUUUGCCAGCCACUCAGGUAUCCUGUACUCAUGAACCACCGGCUCUGCUUAUUGCUAGCAGGAACUGCCUGGGCGCUCUGCCUCCUCAAGUCUGUGACGGAGACCAUCAUUGCCAUGAGAUUGCCCUUCUGCAGUCACCACAUUGUCAGACACUUCACCUGUGAGAUCCUGGCCGUGUUGAAGCUGGCCUGUGGUGACACAUCCAUCAGUGAGGUCUUCCUGUUGGUAGGCUCCAUCCUGCUGCUGCCUGUGCCCCUGGCCCUCAUCUGCUUCUCCUAUGCGCUGAUCCUGGCCAGUAUCUUGAGGGUUCCCUCUGCUGCCGGGCGCCGCAAAGCCUUCUCCACCUGCUCAGCACAUCUGGCGGUGGUGUUGCUUUUCUAUGGCACUGUCAUCUUCAUGUAUAUGAAACCCAAGAGCAAGGAGGCCCACAUCUCUGACGAGGUCUUCACAGUCCUCUAUGCCAUAGUGACACCCAUGUUGAACCCCAUCAUCUAUAGUCUGAGGAACAAGGAGGUAAAGGACGCGGCCAGGAGGGUAUGGGACAGCAGACAAGCCUGUAGGUAA
Molecule: messenger RNA, 939 nt
Organism: Dipodomys ordii (Ord's kangaroo rat)
Lineage: Eukaryota; Metazoa; Chordata; Mammalia; Rodentia; Heteromyidae
Product: olfactory receptor 13J1
Exons: 1
Coding region: 1-939 (312 amino acids)
Biological process (GO): G protein-coupled receptor signaling pathway
Cellular component (GO): membrane
Molecular function (GO): olfactory receptor activity; G protein-coupled receptor activity
Source: RefSeq, a predicted model, not a curated record